This is a messenger RNA of Prunus persica (peach), 868 nucleotides long. RefSeq names its product LOB domain-containing protein 29. Lineage: Eukaryota; Viridiplantae; Streptophyta; Magnoliopsida; Rosales; Rosaceae. The coding region runs from base 8 to 643 and encodes 211 amino acids. Gene Ontology annotation, biological process: hormone-mediated signaling pathway; positive regulation of DNA-templated transcription. The record is from RefSeq and is a predicted model, not a curated record. The transcript has 2 exons. Gene Ontology annotation, cellular component: nucleus.
CAUCAAUAUGACAGGUUCUGGUUCUCCUUGUGGAGCUUGCAAGUUCUUGAGAAGAAAAUGUAUUAGAGGUUGCAUUUUUGCACCUUAUUUCUGCCAUGAACAGGGUGCCACUCAUUUCGCCGCGAUCCACAAGGUUUUUGGGGCAAGCAACGUGUCGAAAUUGCUUGCUCAACUUCCGGUGAGCGAUCGAUGCAGAGCUGCACUCACAAUUUCAUAUGAAGCUCAAGCCAGGGUUCAAGACCCUAUUUAUGGCUGUGUUUCCCAUAUUUUUGCUCUCCAGCAGCAGGUUAUUAGUUUACAAGCACAACUAGCUUCUGUCAAGGAACAAGCAGCUAAAGGCUUUUCCAAUGCGAACCCAAUUGAGAAGUACAAUAUGAAUGUGCAGAGUUGGCCUCAGUCGGAAAGUUCAAACAUAUUGAUGCCACAAAGUAUGAACCUCAACAACAUUAAUGAUUCAAUGCUGCCAUUUUACUCCGAAAACAAGAAUUCGAAUUCUUUUGAGGGUGACCGAAAUUUCAUGAUUCCGGAAGUACUAAAUGACAUGUACGGCAGCUAUGGAGAUGGAGAGGCUUCUAAUUCAAUGUCCUCACUAGACAUGCAGAUGAGCAAUAUGCAAUGGGGUUUCGAUCAAGAUCAGGAUUGAAAGAGGGAUUUUGCCAGUUUUGAAUUUAAUUGCUCAUGCUAACUAGGAACCCUAGGAGUGUUUAUAAACUACACUCACAAAUAAUGUCAAAGGCCACCCGCAGUAGGGUUUUUAUUUCUUCUUAUUUUUUCACACCAGAAAUGUGAUAGCCAGUAAUAUAUAUGUAAGCCUCAAGAGAUGUCUUCAGAUGUUUUCGGGGCGCUAAUGAAGAAGAAGGCAUUUUUC